This is a messenger RNA of Ictalurus punctatus (channel catfish), 5733 nucleotides long. It is a transcript of the gene gprin3a, whose product is annotated as GPRIN family member 3a. Gene Ontology annotation, cellular component: plasma membrane. Lineage: Eukaryota; Metazoa; Chordata; Actinopteri; Siluriformes; Ictaluridae. The record is from RefSeq and is a predicted model, not a curated record. Bases 2282 to 4306 code for a protein of 674 amino acids. Gene Ontology annotation, biological process: neuron projection development. The transcript has a single exon.
CCUUGGAGAGUUGACUAGAAAAGUGUCUGCUUUAUGGUAUGAGGUGGAAAAUACCAAACACUGUAUUGUCUGUUGUCCCUAAUUAGGCAUGUGAUCUCUCUCUCUCUCUCUCUCUCUCUCUCUCUCUCUCUCAGGUGUUGAUGACAGCAGUGACAGGUUGCUAGGUAACCUAUAUAGCAUAACCUCACUGUAAACAACUGGCAGGUCCUAGCAACAAUAUGAUGACGUUCUUUGAAUCGGAUGAUCUUUUAUUCACAACAAUGGGAAAAAACCCUCCAAAGCUACUCAUUGAAAUAAAAUACAAAAAAAAAAAAUUGUUAGUGAUUUUUAUGAUUAUUUAUUUUUUCAUUAUUAUUAUUUUUGUUUUGCAUGAAAAGCAAAUAAACGGACAGAUGUUCGCUCAUCAACAUAUCGCAUGCCCAUAGUGUGCGCAUAUUAUUCCAGAGCAGCCCCAUGGGAAAAAAAUCCUUGAAUAGUCAUGAAUCACAAACUCCAUCACCAACCAUCUCCAUGACUCCAGUGGAGUAACGCAAACAUCUAACGUUCAAACCUUAGGAGAGAAAAGCGGUUCCAUUUGCAACAGGUAGCGAGCCAUUUUAAGCACGUGCAUAUACAUUUUGCACUGAAUGCAUGGAUCGUGUCUAGAGAUCUCGCGCUCAGCUGAAAAUAAUAAUAAUAAUAAUAAUAAUAAUAAUAAUAAUAAUAAUGAUAAAUGCACCGUAAACCCGACACGCGCGCGACAUGCAGCAGCAGCAUCGUCAUUAUUUCUGCAGCCGGAGCUCGAGACAGACGCGAGCGCAGACACACCGCACAGCGCUUUCUCCCAUCCGACAUUUCCCUACAUUGUUUCGCCCUGUGCACAGCGUCAACAACCACAUGCGUCUCUGUGUUAAUUUCACGCGGUAGCGAUGCAUCACGUGGUGCUUCUGUUGAUGAUGGUGAUGAUGCGCAGGCUUGGAAGUGCUCAGCAUCUGCGUGUGGAACUGUGUCACCUCUAACUGUCUGGUGCAGGUGAGUGACAUCUCAAUGCACAGAUUUUUACACUGGUGUUGAUAGAUGGUAGUUGCAGUGCUAUAGUAGCUGCAAUGUUAAAAGGCUACGUGUAAAGUUUAUUGCCUUAAGAUCAUAAUAUCCAUAUAAAGUAAGGAAUAAAAGCCCAGGUGGUGUGGUGAAGCAGAGUUACUGUUACCAGCAUGCAGUGUUUUAUUCCACGUAUACCACAGCAGUAUGAUAAUGGUUACAAUUUUUACGUUUAUUGUUGUGGAAUGUCCGCAAUUUAGUUCCUCACUGGACACUGGAGACUCCUUCCGUAAAUGUUAAACAAACAUUAGUAAACAGAAAAAGGGGACUAAAUCUGGAAUGGGAUGUUCGACAGGCAACAAGGGUGUGAUGGUCAGGUCAACUUUGGCCAAUAUAGUGUAUUAUGCAUGCACAUGCUUGUUGUCUAAGGACAUCAUAGUCAGUUGUAUUCUAACAUCCUAUCUUGGAGCAUUGAAUUAAGUCGUAGAAUUAUGUUCAUUAGAAAAAGUGUUCAUUUAAAAAAAACUUGGACUGUCAAAAAAAAGUGGUUAGCGUGAUUAAAUUUGCUCGUUAACAUAACAUUAAGGCGAUGUAUUUAACUCCCUAGCUAGCUAUGUCACCCAACGCCAUUUUUUUAAAUACAAGAGCUCUCUUGUUAAAAUACCUGAUAAAUGUGUGUUGUUGUUGUUGUUAUUUUUUUCUAAUUUCAAGUAAAUAAAUGCACUACAAGUCACGAGAUACUGGAUGCUAACACUUAAGUUUCUUUCUUGUUAACCAAGACAUGCUUAAAGGCAAACUAAGUAAUGUUUUUUGUUUUUUUUAAUACAUAAUACUGUGGUAAUAUUGUAAGCUCUGUUAAAAUAUUAUGAAAUUAUCAAGAUAAAUAUUUUAAUUGGGGACAUGCCUACUUCCAAAAACACGAUUUAUUUAUUUAAAUGUGGUUUAACAAGAACUGGGACUUUUGUUCACAUGGCUAAAUACUGGCCAAAUCCUGUGUUAUACUACAAAUAAGUGUUGUAAUAUACAGAAUCAUGAUAUUUGUAUGAUUAUUAUAGUAGCUGAAAAACAAAAGGGAAUAAUGAACUGCAUGCAGUACCAUUUAUUUAAAGAUUAUUUUUUAGCAUGAAGUCUUGAUUAUUUAUUAAUCAACUUGUUUUAUUUUUUAUGGUUUUUACCACAGUGCGAAUGUGACAUUCAGAGCAGCAGACCAGCAAAACCAGAUACUUCUUUGAGCAAUAAUAAUCUACAAACGCUAACCCAAAUGGAAUCUCACCCAAGCAACCCCCAUAACAAUCCCAAAGCGUGCUACAAGACUGAGUCAAGAUCCAAAAACCAGCACCAAGAGGCCACUUUGCCUCCAGGCACGAGAGGAGGAAAUGGCUCCUUCUGGCUCAAAAAGGGAGAAAAGUCAAUAGAUUCCCCUAUGCAAACAAAAACACCAGCCAGCACUGUUAUACCAACCACUUUAGUUCCUGCAUCUGCCACAGCAUCACCAGCUACUUCAAGAACACACCUUGUCCAAGCAGCUACAGCUCCGUCAAUCACGUCCACUACGAUUCUUACAACUGAAAUCCCUGACAAGCAUGCUGCUGGGAUCACUCAAAGUACAACACUAACUUCUGGAACCAGGGGACAUAAGAUAAAGUGUUCCAGAGAAGGAGAACUGGAGACCUCUGAUAAAAACUCCUCCAAGAACAUCCAUAAAACCACAUCUCAGAUUAGUGCAUCCACAGAUUUGCAGAAGAGCCUCCAAAAAACAUCUAAGUCGGUUGUAACAAGAACAGCCUUGCCUAAAAGUGUCCAGCAAGCAAGUUUUACUCAAAUCCGCACACCCAGCCCAAAGCUCAAAUCCAGUCCUACUCCAACAAUUGCAGUGGACCAAGCUGAAAACUUCCGGAAGGGGAGAAGUAUAGGGAUGGUGCCAUCACUCGCACAUGAACUCAAAUCUAACGAUAAUGGGGCAUGUGUGAUGGAAGUCCGUCAAGAGGUACAUAGUGUGCAGCCACUGGGGACAAAACAGGGCAAGGUAGAAAUGCUUCAGAGGAAUAAAGAUGAAGAGAAGAACAGAGGCAGGAAAGAAGAAGAAGACAUCCUUAAGUACAUGGACGUGGGACGCACUCUCAAAGGAAGUGAAAUCACUCUUCAGGUAGCAUCUAAAUGUCCCCCUUUUCCACUAGACAGGCUGCAGUUAUCUCCAGGGGCAACAACCACCUCUGCAUCACAGGUGAAGGAGACAGCAGGCAAGACAGAUGAAAAUGCCAUGGCCCAGGAGACAGAGUGUGAGAGAGAAAAACUAUGUGAGUGGAAGGAAAGUAUGGAAGGAGGAGAAGCCCUUGAAAAGAGAAGUGGACAUGAAGGGAGAGACCAGGAGAAAAAGACAGAAGAGAAAGAAAGGAAGGGCCAAGACAGAAACAGUGAAGCCAAAGAGAAAGAAAGGGAGGACAGAGAAAUGGAAGAGGCAAUACAAGAAAAGAAAUUGAACCAGAACCAGAGCUUCAAAGAUGCUGCAAUAAUGACUGAGGAGCACCCGGUUCCUGUCCAUACACUGGAUGCUGCCCUGCAGACAGAGCUCUUGUAUGAGGAUGCUGAAAUUCAGGCUGUUGUAGAGGUCAGCAACAAAUACACAACAAUGAGUCCAAACAUGACACAUCCAUCCUGGAGCCAAAUUGACCCUAAGGCUAACCUCAGCAACCAUGAGAAAGCUUCUGGAACUGCCAGUACGAGCUUACAAAAUGGACUUAGCCAAGAUGUCACCUUAGAUUCAGGUUUAGCACCAAUAACUCUUGCAUCAGUGGGAUCCAUGGCUAAAAGUCUGAGCCCAACCCAUUACAAGUCUUCUAUAUCCUGCAAACGUACUCGGCAACAUGUCUGUCAAAUUCAGAUUGAAUUGUGCAGCCAAUCCACUCUAUCUGACAGUCUGGCUUUACCCGAGGAAGAGGAUUCAACAAGGUCUGGCCUUGAAAAGGAACCCAAGCAAGUGGACAGAGAGGGAGACCAAGCAGAGACGGGUCCAAUUCCAGAGGUGGCGUGGGAUGAGCAAGGCAUGACGUGGGAGGUUUAUGGAGCGGCUGUAGAUAUGGAAUCUCUUGGUUUUGCCAUCCAGAAUCACCUCCAGCACAAGAUCCAAGAAAAUGAGCAACGCAUCGGACACCUCCGCAAGUCUAUCUCGCUCUCCGAGCACUCGAAAGAUGAUGGAAAUGGAGCAAGAAAGAAGAAGAAAAGCAAUGUCUUCCGGUCACUGUUCCAACGACCAACUUGCUGCUUGAAGACUGAAUCUGAAGCCUAAAUGGAUAAAAUUACUAUAUAUGUGGUGGUGUACUUGUUUUUGCAAGUUCAUACCAUGUCAACUAAAUGGUAUGGUCUGAAAUUGCGGGAGAACUUUGAGAACAUUUGCUGGAGUUCUGGGCAGCUGUUUUCUGUUAGACCGCAAGACUUGUGGGUAGGAUUUGUUGAAGAGUAGGUACAAGACGGGGAGGUGUAGUACAAAUAGAAAAAUAUUUAUAUGGAUUUAUGGUUAACCAGGGUUCCUGAUUGGAGCAACAUAAAAUCAUUGGCCCUAAUGUCAAGUGAUCGCAAGUUAGAAUCAUGAUGAUCCCACAGCCAUCUCUGGUCUGGAGUUCAAAAGAGAAAAUUGGGUGGUAUUUGGAAAACUUCAUCUAGGUAUUGUAGUAUUUACAUUUACAUUUAUGGUGUUUGACAGACGUUCUUAUCCAGAGUUUUAAAACUGAUGGUAUUCUUAGUCCGUGACCUAGUGAACCAGUAUCGAGAUGUAUUUAGUGAUAGAGACUUCAAAGUACCUCUGUAAGUCGCUCUGGAUAAGGACAUCUGCACUGAGUUUCAAGCACUCACACUGUAUGUCGCAUGCAGUUAGCCCAGGUGUUGUAGCUCACACUAAUGCACUUUAGCUUUACCUGAAUCCAUUUUUUGUAACUCGGUAGAGUAAUUAUUUGGUGAUAGACUUGGUUGGUCAGAAGUAAUAAUCUGCAGCUAGGUGGUGCUGCCUGAAUGGUCAUUUUGGUAUUAUAUUCUGUGUUUUGAGACCAGUGUUUUCCAAUCCUGGCAACUGGGCACCAAUCAUCUACACAUUUCACAGUACCAUAUCUUGUUUACUUCCUGAUUUUCCCACGAUUUAUGCUCCAGUUCCAUUUUUUACACACCCUGUUCAUCAUUAACUAGUAUAAUUGUGUCCUGUUAGCAAGUCCUUCCCCUUGGGGUGUUUGCACAGUCUUGCAUGUAUACCACUGUAAUUUUAAGCUGGGUUUCCUAAUUCCUUCUUUUCACUUCCUAGUUAUGGUCCAACACUGCUGGAUGUUUCACUUUGUAUUACAAAUAUGGAUUUACCAAUGAUUACAAUGGCUGUUGUGUUUUGAUUUUAGAAUAGAAUCUGCUAUAAAAUCCAUACAUCUUGGUCCUGGAGUAGCCGUAGUUUACCUUACACCCAGCACACCUGAUUGGGCUGAAAGGAAUGUGUUAGGAUGGGGAAAAUACAAAACUAGGGUUGGGGCAAGGGUUCUCUGUGACCAGAACUGAAAAUGCCUGCUCUAGUCUAAUGGUUUAGAACGCUGAUCAAUAUUUAAUCAUUUCCAUUAGGACUGUGAUCAUGUGUUCAUGCAUGUGGUUUUAGGGUUUGGUGGUUGUGUGUUUGUUUGUGUUUUCCUUGUUUGUCAGGAUAAAGUAUCAUUCAAAUAAUCCCAAACACACAUUGAAAUUAAA